Moneuplotes crassus is the source of this 1954-nucleotide messenger RNA. The record is from the annotation of a GenBank genome assembly. Lineage: Eukaryota; Ciliophora; Spirotrichea; Euplotida; Euplotidae.
UCCAAGAUAAAGUAUGGAAGCUACUACUCACCUGCCAAUAUAGACGAUUUGACAUAACCUUUUGUGAGGCUUUCUUGAUAAAAGUAUCACUUUGAAUCUCAUCUCUAGAAACAAGCUCUACAUCUGAUCCACAAAGGAACCUUUGUGCCUAUAAAGUAGGGGAUAGAAUCUUUAGAGAACUUCUCCAAAUUAUCGAAGUGAAUAAGUCUCCUGAAGAGACAAGGACAUAUGAUAUCGUCCUAUCAGGUAUGCUUUAUUACUUAUUUUCCAUCAUCUGUUAUAGAUUCUAGAACAAUGAUAAAAGCUAAGAUGGAAAACUCUGCUUGAAGAGUAUUCCCAACACUCGAAAAGAACGAUAUUAUCAGAAUCAAUGUGGGGAAAUUUUGAGAAUACCAAAAUGAGAGAAUGUACAUUGAAGUCCAAAGCUUGGACAAAAUUUGUCAGACUCAAGAGAAGAUUGUAAAAAGACUCCAUGGUCUUGUAGAUUACACAAAAGGAGGGAGGAGACACAGCAUCAAUCCAAUCUCAAAAUUUAGGAGAGAAUCAGAGAAUCGAAGUGCAGAGAGAAAUAUGAGCAUUUAUACAAAUAUUUACAAAAAAUUAUCCAAAACACCUGAAGUGUCUCAAGAGCGAAAAUAAUAUUCAUAAGAAACAAGCCAAGAGUACACAUCAUAUCGAUUUGACUCUGCUGAAGUCAAAAAGCAUCAAAUUAGCCAAAGAUAAGCUCGCAGCAAAUCAAAAUGAUGUAGAAAGUCCUUCCAAAGAGUUACCCCAAUUUACAAGCUCACUUCCUCUUCUCCGAAAAACUUAUAAAUCAAAUAUCUCAGUUGGUGCUACUUGAACCCUUCCACAGCCAAUAAGAAACUCUGAGAGCUCUCAAAAGGAUUCUAAAUAUCUAAAGGAAGAUUCUAGACCUCAUAUUUCAGAAGAAAUGCAAGCAAAAGGUGAAGGAGAUACACCUAAAUUCCAAAAACAGCUUCUCUUCGGGUCAAGGUUAAGAAACGGGUCAGUUCAACUUCUAAACAGCAAGGAGUAUAAUAAAAUUCUACAACCUCAUAAUAGAAACAUGAGUCUAGAUGAAAGCUCCUCAAUUGUCGAUGAUUUCAAAAUUGCUAAAAGUAUUGACUCUGUUCAGGGAAAUGAUGACUGAAAUUCAAUAACAGAAAAAUAUAACAGCAUAAAAGGGGUUAAUGUCAUGACCACCGUAGAUCUUUCACGCAGAAAUCACUCUUGCAGCCCCAAACAAGGAAUAUCAAUCGAAAGAAGUAUUUUUGAGCCUAAUAACGACAAUAUUGAACUGACCAAUAACUUUGAAGAGGAUAAAGAAAAAAGUGACUACUUUGGAGACACAACGAAGAAAUCAGCCCAACCUGCUUGAAACCAUAAUCCUCACAUGAAAAUCUUAGAAGAAACCUCGAUGAAUCGUAAGCCUUCAAAAUCAAAGAAGAAAAAGAGAAAGUCAAGGCAGCAUACAAGAUAUCUGUCUAAACAAAUGCUGGGAAAUCGGACUAAAAGAUCAAAAUCAAAUUCUAGGUCUGAUAUUUCCCAAGAAUGUAGCCCCUUAAGAGGGUCUAAGUACUAUAACUGUAGAUUUAAAGGAAUUUCCAGUAUCUCUACUUACAUUGGCUGUACCAUUCAUGAAUAUAAGCUUCCAAGAGAUGGCAGAUGCAAGAAAUGCAAAGGCUUUGCAAUCCAUAAAAGCAAAUUCUACAAAGGCAAGUUUGUUAUCCAACAUGUCAAAACCAACAGAUACCUCAAAUGAAUAGCAUUUGGAGUGAUUGCCAAGCUCAUAGGCAUUAAGCCUGAAGAUUAUGAACCCUCAAUGCUGAUGGACAUUCGAGAUAAGUUGAUCACUGAGAAGGAAAAUAAUUGCUCAAAGCCUUACUAUUGCCUUAAGCUGAUCCAGCCUCUAGCCGAUAAAGAAGAAUAUAUCAUUGCUAACGUUAAGAAUUAA